Molecule: messenger RNA, 2043 nt
Organism: Fundulus heteroclitus (mummichog)
Lineage: Eukaryota; Metazoa; Chordata; Actinopteri; Cyprinodontiformes; Fundulidae
Gene: nek2
Product: NIMA-related kinase 2
Exons: 9
Coding region: 243-1577 (444 amino acids)
Biological process (GO): protein phosphorylation
Molecular function (GO): protein kinase activity; ATP binding
Source: RefSeq, a predicted model, not a curated record
UUAAAUCUAUUGCGAAGGCUUCCUGUUUUCAGAACAACAACUCGCACGCAUGGAAACAAACAACGAAGAAGGAAUGAAACGUAAUAUUGCGUCUUGUUUAAAGUAAAAGCAGGAAAGACGGUUGAUCCUAUUUUGUUUUGUUUUUUAAUCGCUGGUUUAAAUAAACGUUAAACGACGUCUGAAUCCACUGACGCUAACGUUAAGUUAGGCAACUACUGUUAGUUUCGGGGGAAACGACCGAGAUGCCGUCCCGUGUGGAAGACUACGAAGUGUUGCACACCAUAGGCUCCGGUUCCUAUGGAAGAUGCCAGAAAAUAAGACGAAACAGUGACGGGAAAAUCCUGGUGUGGAAGGAGCUGGACUAUGGCACCAUGGCAGAGAGUGAGAAGCAGAUGCUGGUGUCAGAGGUGAACCUCCUCAGGGAGCUCAAGCACCCCAACAUUGUGCGCUACUAUGACCGCAUCAUCGACCGCACCAACACCACGCUGUACAUUGUCAUGGAGUACUGCGAAGGCGGGGACCUGGCCAGUCUCAUCAGCCGCUGCAUCAAAGAAAGGCGUUACUUGGAGGAGCAGUUCAUCCUGCGAGUCAUGGCGCAGCUCACCUUGGCCCUGAAGGAGUGUCACCGGCGGAGCGACGGCAGGGCCACGGUUCUUCACCGCGACCUGAAGCCAGCCAACAUCUUCCUCGACAUCAAGCAGAACGUCAAGCUUGGGGACUUUGGCCUGGCAAGGAUUCUGAACCACGACACGAGCUUUGCUAAGACUUUUGUCGGGACGCCGUACUACAUGUCUCCGGAGCAAAUCAACAGGAUGUCAUACAACGAGAAGUCAGACAUCUGGUCUCUGGGGUGCUUGCUUUAUGAGCUUUGUGCAUUGUCGCCUCCGUUCACGGCGUACAACCAGAAGGAGUUGGCAGAGAAGAUCAGGGAGGGGAAGUUCAGGAGAAUCCCCUACCGCUACUCUGAAGAGCUGAACAUCUUACUGGGAAAAAUGCUCAACUUAAAGGACUACCUGAGGCCCUCCGUGGAGUCCAUCCUCCAGAGCAGCUUGUUGAGUGAGAGCGUUGCUGAGGAGCAGAGGAGGGUGCAGGCGCGGGCCCAGAGGAGGUCUGCAGACCCCGACUGUCCCGCUCACAAGCCGGCUGAAAUGGUAACGGUGUCUGUCGCCGAGCUCAGACUCAGAGAGCAGGCGCUGCGGGACAGAGAGCAGACGCUGAAGGAACGCGAGGAGAGACUCGAGAAAAGGGAGCAGGAACUGUGUGCACGUGAGCGACUGACUACUGAGAAGCUCGCACGGGCAGAGAGUUUGCUGAAGAAUUACAGCCGGGCGCAGCAGAAGGACCCGGCACUGGUCUGUGGCAGAGACUUAGAUUCGGAGGAUCUGUCCCCCGGCAAGAAGAAGGUCCACUUUGCAGGUGAAAGCAAGGAGAACCAGCUGCCUGGUGGUCAGCAGGUCGGCCCGUACCAGGAUCUGAUGCUGCGGCGGCUGCACAACGCUCAUCUGCGCGCCCAGAAACUGAGCGAGGUGGAGAAAAUCUGCCAGUUCAAGAGCAGGCAGCUCCUCGGCAUCCGUUGAGGACAAAAAAGGAAACGCUCCAAAUUCUAAACACUGGAUGAACAUUUUGUAAUUUAUAAGAUAUGUAAAUAGUAUUUAAAAGGUGUAUCAUAUGGUCUGUGUUUUAAAAUGAUAGGCAGCUAUUGAGAUCACUAAUGUAUUUUGUAUAUUUUUGUUUGAUUGUGUUUCUAAACACAUUCUAUUUUAGCUAUUAAAAAAAUGUGUUUUGGGAAUAAAGCAUGUAAUUGUCGACUGACUUAAUUUAAAAUUAUCACUUUUAAUUUAAGUGUCCCAGAACAAUCAAAUGUAUUUUCUUAAUGCCUUACUUGCUGAUAAAUCAUUGCUUUGAAGUACUCAUUUGCAUUACAUAUACAAACACCCUUUAAUCAAGAUUUGAUGGUUCCCACAAGGGGUCAUCAGUUUCCUGUGAAAAAUGCAAUCACAGGAUAGAAUAGCGUGUCAGGACUUUGAAGCAAUCAACUGGUUC